Molecule: messenger RNA, 2358 nt
Organism: Coniophora puteana RWD-64-598 SS2
Lineage: Eukaryota; Fungi; Basidiomycota; Agaricomycetes; Boletales; Coniophoraceae
Product: Opi1-domain-containing protein
Exons: 7
Coding region: 120-1919 (599 amino acids)
Biological process (GO): regulation of transcription by RNA polymerase II; endoplasmic reticulum unfolded protein response; phospholipid biosynthetic process
Cellular component (GO): endoplasmic reticulum; nucleus
Molecular function (GO): transcription corepressor activity
Source: RefSeq, a predicted model, not a curated record
CCGACGUCCAGCUCACCUCUGCUUCCUCAUCGCCAUCGUCAAAAGCGCCGCAGCACUCCCCGCGGUCUUAUCCAGACGAGGAUGAAAGCGUGCGAAUCGCCAUUAGCGCACUCGGCGACAUGCGUAACAACGCUCGCGCAGGCCCAUCUUCUCCGUCAACCUCCGCAUCCAAUGGACACCAAUACCCAGACGCGUCCUCGCCAGACUUUGUCUCUCGCGUCUCCCACUUCCCUAUCGUUAAUACCGCCCUCAAGGCAUACGAAAACACCAAGGCUAGUUCACGCAUGGUCAAGUAUGGCGCCGAGAUGAUGGAAUCGUCCAUGAAGACCUUCUACCGUCCCGUUCUGGGGAGAUUACCCGUCGACCAACUCGACGAGUUUGCCUGUCGACAACUGGAUCGACUCGACAAUUACCGACGUCCGUCGAGUGACAACAUUCGCGGCGAUAGCGCCCAACGCUCAUCAGACACCAGCGCAGGCGCAGAUCACGAUGAGCGUGAUAAUGCUGCAGGUGCCAGCAGUAGACCGUCAUCAUCGUCAAAUGCGCGUGAAUAUGCUACCGACGACGACUCAAUGAGUGUCACGUCGCCACCGCCUGCAAGCUUUACGGAGAGCAGAACGCCGACGCCGCAGCUACGUGAGCGAGAAGGUGAACCGUCGAGAUCGGAGAAUCAGCAGCAGAUCGUGCAGCGGAGCAGAUGGCAGACUGUGCUCCUCGAGGCGGGUGGGAUCGGUGCGGCGGUGAGCGAGGAGAGUAUGCGGAGGUUGAAGUACUGUCUGCAGUGGUUACAGUACGCAACAGAACACAUCGACGGCCAAAUCCUCAUACUUCGGGAUUUCAUCGUCUCCCUUCAAUCCGCCGCGAAUGGCUCUACGUCCCCUGACGCACUCAUCUCCCCCUCCCACCUCCGUACACUCACUGAGAUUCGCAAGGACGUCGUACACACUGUGCGUCAAGUAGUCGACGUCGUCUCCAAAUACGCCGGGGGCGCCCUCCCUGAGCCUGCACGUAGCCGCGUACGUGGGUUCAUGUUGCACCUUCCACAGCGGUGGGCGAGCGCGACCCAGGGUCUGCCUGUGGAGUCCAGUAGACCGAGUGUCCCAUCUCACGGGACGAGCAGUGCCGCAGAGGCUGCAAGCAGCGGUGGUGGGGCGAGCGGGGCUACCAGGAGAGGAAGACAGGCUAGGCAGGCGCAGAACCGUGAGCGCGGGACGGCAACGCCCGUGAGCUCGAGGCCCGUUAGUCCGAUAUCUAGUCCCCGCGUCAAGCCAAAGUCGACAACUGGUGCUGCUGGAGGAGCAGGUGCCGGAGGGACGGGUACGGUAGGCCCGCCAGCUCCGACGGCGGGGUCUGCGACUGCUGCUGCGCAGCGGAUCUUGACGCUUGCGAUGGAGAGUCUGGAUAUGAUGAGAGGGGUCACAUCAGUCAUGAAGGAGAGCUUGGAUCGGGCGGAUGCAUGGGUCGAACGCCUGAGAGUCGUCGGCAUUCAGCGAGGUCAGAUAUCCGAGCAACAAUCUCAGGCCCAGAGCGAGGAUAUGCCUCCUCCCCCACCGCCUUCCUCGUCAUCGUCUUCGGAUGUGAACGGAUCUUCGUCGUCCUCGUCCACGCUGGCACAUAGGCGGAAACACUCACUCCCUCACCUCACCUCGUCCGCUUCGACUUCGGCUGUCUCGACGCCGGCGCAGGACACGCCCUACUCGAGUGUGCCGACGACACCCGUCGAGCUCUCGUUGGGCGCCGUGCACCAGUUGAACCAGGUGCAGGUGCAACAGUCGCCGAUGGGUGCGGCACAGAUGCAGAGUUUGCCGCCUCUCGCGGCGUUGUCGUUGGGUGGGAGAGUUGUCGAGGAGAAGGCUGGUACCGGUGCUGUUGUUGGCGAUGGUGGGAGAGAGGCGAUGGAUGUGGACGUGGACGCGUGAGGUGAUUGAUGAGGAUGACCUUGGAAUAUGACGUGCUGCUUUUGGACGUGAUAUUGGGCGAGGGUCAUUCGAUGGCCCUCUGUUGGUUGCGAGUCGCUCUCGGCGGCCAUGAUGGUUCUUUUCUGUGGUCGAUGGAUGCGUGAGUUGUCGGUACGGCGUUGGAUGGGACGUACCCGUGUUGUGGGCAUUUGGAUGUUGGAUGCGGGCACUAACUUAUUCCAUUCCUUUGUUUGAUAUCUCUCUGGUUUCUCUCGCCGUUCUGGUUGUCAUGUUGCCCGUUCUCUGUUAUCUUGACGGUGGCUGAGUCGCUGCAUAGCUUCUGUCUCUUGUACAAACGCAUUCUCGCAUGUUCACACCUCUCCUUUACGUGAUUCUGUCUUCCCAUCUCAGUCUCUUAUUUACUCCUGUACGUUGCGUAUGUAGUAAUGCUGGAAACCGG